Molecule: messenger RNA, 180 nt
Organism: Prunus armeniaca (apricot)
Lineage: Eukaryota; Viridiplantae; Streptophyta; Magnoliopsida; Rosales; Rosaceae
Source: the annotation of a GenBank genome assembly
AUGGGUUUUAACUUUUACCCGACGCGAAUGAAAGAAGCAGAGAUUCAUUUCCCACACAGCACACGUGUGGAGGGAAGGUUAGGUAACUUGGUUAAUUUUGGCGUCAACAACACAGUGGUGCCCCUCAGAAGUCUCAUAACCGAAACAUACACCCAAACAGAAAGAAUCUGCGAUUGCUGA